AUGCGCGGAAAUUAUGAUGGAGGAAGCUACGUGACACAUUUUCUGGAUUCCCCAAUUACAUUGUAUUACACCAACCGUUUGGUGAAGCUUAUCCCUAAAUCAUGGCAUGGUAAACCUUGUAUGAGGUUCGAAUUAAUUGCUUGUGGUAAGUUAUAUAUUGUUAUUGCGCGUUGCAGUUGGUAUCGAGUUACUUAUACAUUUACCAUGGCUGUCAAAUCAAUGACUUUUUAAUGGGAUUUUCACUUGGAGGGGGAGGGGGGCAAUCUCGUUCCCCGAGCCUGCGAUCCUCGGGAAGGUACGCGAGGCUCUGGGAUAAGCCAGGAAUCCUGGCUAAGAUUGAACUGUGCAUUCCAUAUCAACGGCCAAUCAGAUUCCUCCCUGAAUAAUGACUUUAUUUACCCACGGUGCUAUUUCACAAUAAAGUUAAAAAUAUUUACAAAAUGAGAAGUGAUCUUCCAAUAGGCCGUGCACAUGCAUAUUUACAAAAAGUAUUACUUACUAAAUAUAUAUAUAUAUAUAUAUAUAUAUAUAUAUAUAUAUAUAUAUAUAUAUAUAUAUAUAUAUAUAUAUAUAUAUAUACCAAAUAUGUAUUUAGAAUCAUAUAUGAGUAGAGUGCUCGAUAUACCGAAGUAUAGAGCUAAUAAAGAUAAAGAUAAAAUAAACCUGGUUUACUUCAUAAGAUAUAUCUUAUGAACUAAACCAGGUUUAUUUUAUCUUUAUCUUUAUAGAGAGAGAGAGAGAGAGAGAGAGUUACAGUGUUUACUAUGAUUUUCUCAACUCACUCCUCGUAUGAUAUUACCGUUUUUUCAUAUCUUGCUUACUUCUACAAAUAUUUUGAUCGAAAGGAAUGAAAUGUCUGCCAUCUUCAUUUUUUGUAGAUAUGCACGUCACGUCACCCAGGGGGCCAUGCAAUAUUUUUAUCUAGACAACCACUGACGAUUUUGCACUCCUUCGAAAUAUCAAGAUCACUCAAAACCUUUAAAACAUCUACCAAUCACUAUUUGGUCAGCAACGAAUGCUUUUAUUUGGUUAAUCCCUGUUGUGACGCCACCAAAACUACCGUUAAUGAGAUCAAAAAUUUAUCCAAGAUGGCGGACAUCUCAUUACGUACUAUAUAGUUAAAACAUGAGCAGUCGAUCUUUAUCUGAUAUACAAACUCGAACCGAAGGCGAGAGUUUGUAUAUCAGAUAAAGAUCGUUGGCGAAUGUUUUAACGUACUUAAAAAAACGACCCAUCUUACGAGUUCAUUGGCGAAGUAAUUUUAAAAAUAAGCAUUGUCUAAGCCGAGAAAAUCAAAGCUGAAGUUUAUGUAAAUCAGGACAAAUCUUUAUCCGAUUUACAAACACUGAUUAAACAUUAAUUUCUUUUGUAUUUUCCUCGUGAAUUAUUAAUGAGUUUUUUAAUUCAAGUGAAUAUAUUUCAAGAACUAAGCAAGAUAUGAAAAAUUGGUAGAAGAGUUAAUAUAUUGUUUCAAAAGUUCUUUUAAAUGGGAAAGCGAUUUACCAUGUGGGAAGUUUAUAAUGACCAAUAAAUCAAUAACAGUAAUUAUAUAUAAAAAAAUCCAUUAAAGGAUAUGGCAAUAUAAAUUAAGUUUGUCUUAUUUGAAAGAACUUUUAAAAUUAUGUAUAAACUUUCUUCACAAUUAUUCCGGUUUUCGGAAUACAUCGACUGAUUUUGAUCAAAAGCAGCGUGCAUUCCGCCAUCUAGGAUAUGCAUACAUCACAAGUAGGGCAAAAAGCGAAAUUUUUAUCUUGCAAACCACAUGUCAUCAAUACGAAACUCGAUAUUCCGAAGUCUUUUUAUACUCAAUUAGUAUUAUUUAAGAAACUUUUCGAAGAAAUUUAGUCCCACAUGAAGCCGAUGAAAAACUCAGCUAAUUAGGUCAAUUAUAAUACCAAGGUGGCGGUCUGCACCCUAUUUUUGGUCAAAAUAUUUCGAAAACCAAGCAAGGUGCGAAAACGUUGUACAGGGUCUUCAUAAAUAACUUUAAAAUACUCAUUAAUAUCAGCCAUAAUAUGUCACGUGGAGUGACUUUAUAUCCGAUAAAACUCGUCUUCAUUAGUAUUCUUUAUAUAAUUCUUCAUCCUAAUUAGUAUGAUUAUAUAAUUGUUCAUCCUAAUUAGUAUACUUUUGUAGUCGUAUUUUAAGCUAUUCAAAACACUCAACUCGUGUUUUAUCAUAUCUAAAACGCUCGGCUGCGCCUCGCGUUUUAAAUAUGAUAAAACACUCCUUCUCGUGUUUUAAAUAGUACUUCAAAAACUCAUUAAUAAUUCAUGAACCAAUUAUCCAAUCUUGAGUAAGAAAUUAGUCACGUGCAUACGUCUUUAUACCAGCUAAAGAACACUUUAACAAAAGACCAUUGUUAUGCAAACUAUAUAAAGAUUUUUAUAUAAAGUUUUUUAUAUAAAGAUUUGACUUAUUAUGCAUACGUUUUUGAAGCCAUUUAAAAAACUCGCAGGUCGUGUUUUAUUAGGUCUAAAGCCACUCGCGCUGCGCGCUCGUGGCUUUAAACCUAAUAAAACACUCCUGCUCGUUUUUUAAACAGUACUUAAAAGUUCUUUCAAAUGAGACAAAGUUAAUUUUUAUUGCCAUAUACCUUUAACGGAAAUUUAAUUUUUCCCCCUUUAUGUAGAGAAUGUCCGUCAGUAAAGGUUUCACAAAAUUCACGUGUUCAUGCACUUUGUUUAGAUAAUCGUCCACCACCAUGCCAGUCCAACCCCUGUCUUAAUGGUGGGGAAUGUAACAGAAAUGAGACUGGAGACUUUUGUACUUGCAAACAAGGAUUUACUGGCAUCAACUGUCAAGAUUAUGAAGGUCAGUGGAUUCAAAGAGGUCGCGGUUUUUACUUUAGUACCUGACUUCGUGCCGUUUUCCCAAGUGUUGAUUGGUUUCAGCAAAAAAAAUAUAUGGGUUUCCGGUUUCCCGACCCUACCUAGCUUUUGGACGUCGAAAUCCCGACCCUAAACUUUUUUAUUGGAUCAUGCUUGUAAGUGUUUCCACUUAGAGGAAAAAGUUUGUGGAAAAUUGAAAUUUGAGGCAAUAUUAGGGAAAUUUAUCUUUGGAUGUGGAAGCACUGACUAAACAAAAUGGCGUCCGCUUAUUCGGAAAAUUAAAAAAAAAGUGAAAAAAAAAAGUUAAAACUGACCUACCCUACCUAAGUUUUUAUAAGAAGAAACCGGAAACCCACAUAUUUUUUUUUUGCCUUGAUCUGUGUUAGUCAACGUUUAUUCAUAGAUCUGGUCCUUCACCGUCACGUGCGUAUUGUAUUUCUGCCAAAUCCACCAAUAGCAAUUUCCAAUUUUCCCUGUUAUUCGAGUCACGGAUAGGUAACUUUCCUAAAACAUUGCUGCUGGUUAGUUGGGCAAAAAUACAAUACACACGUGACGGUG
Messenger RNA from Paramuricea clavata, 3389 nucleotides. NCBI's taxonomy places the organism in Eukaryota, Metazoa, Cnidaria, Anthozoa, Malacalcyonacea, Plexauridae. The record is from the annotation of a GenBank genome assembly.